AUGUGCAAUCCCAAUGCCCAUGCCACCGCCUUUGAGGCUCGAGUGUGGCUAUCUGUCAAGACAGGGGGCAUGUCGGUGGCGACUGAGGCCAAGCUGAGUGCCUUCAGGGCCGCGCUGGAGGCUUAUUUUGAGCAGUUGCGCACCUCCAAGACUGCCGCUGUCAAGACGGCGGAGGCCAGCGCCUCUUCCUCCACGGACAGUGAGGAGGAAGAGCUCAAGCCGCAGCCCGUAGACCAGGCUAAGGACAAGCUGUACAUAGGGUUCCCAAAGGGCGACUACAAGCCCCGGCGGGGGCGAACGGGUCGCAUCGUGGUGGAUGACCCGAGCCUCUACCCCGACCGUGACGCGCUGGGCAUCGGGGGCUGGGCGGGCGGCGAAGUGGGCCUCCGCGCUUUCCUGGAGCGCUCCGGCGACGUCGCGCGGUAUGAGGACGCACCGCUGGAGACGCCGCUGGCCGCCUCCCCGCCCCGCCCCGCCCAGGACCCCUUUGCCGGGAACGACCGCAUCUACGUCGGCCGCGGGCGCUGGAUCACCGCCGACGCGCGCAAGUUUCCCUACCGCGACGCGUUCUCCGGCGGCUUCGCCGGCGGCGAGCUGGGCGUCCGCACCUUCCUGGAGCGCGGCGACGUGCCCAUCGGCCCGCCUGGGCCGCGCCGGCCCUCGGCCCUGACCAUCGCCAGCACCGUGGCCGCCGCGGGCACAGUCAGCGCGCUGCUGAUCACCGACGCUGAGGAGGUGCUGCCGGGCGCGCUGCGCACCGUGGCCGUCCCCCUGCGGGCGGGGGUGACGGGCCUGACCACGCUGGACGACGGCACCAAGCACGCCCUCCAGAUCGCGGGAGUGGGCGUGGGCGCCGUCCUGGGCGCCGUAGCCCUGUCCAGACUGGUGUCCACGCUGACUGGGAAGCUGGCAGCGGGACUGCAGCGCGUGGCGGUCACGCUGCUCUUCAGCGCCGCCUUCCUUGCCGCAGCCGGGUAUGUCCUGGAGCUGUACUGA
This is a messenger RNA of Auxenochlorella protothecoides, 996 nucleotides long. RefSeq lists its product as hypothetical. NCBI's taxonomy places the organism in Eukaryota, Viridiplantae, Chlorophyta, Trebouxiophyceae, Chlorellales, Chlorellaceae. The coding region runs from base 1 to 996 and encodes 331 amino acids. The transcript has 4 exons. The record is from RefSeq and is a predicted model, not a curated record.